Dendroctonus ponderosae (mountain pine beetle) is the source of this 627-nucleotide messenger RNA. RefSeq lists its product as uncharacterized. The record is from RefSeq and is a predicted model, not a curated record. NCBI's taxonomy places the organism in Eukaryota, Metazoa, Arthropoda, Insecta, Coleoptera, Curculionidae. The transcript has 3 exons. The coding region runs from base 60 to 521 and encodes 153 amino acids.
UAAAAGCAGCAAAUUGCUGCACAGCAUUGAUAUAAGUUGAAGACGAAGAAGUUUGCAGAAUGUGGAAGUCGCUUUUAGUGGUUUGCCUGCUCCCCGGCCUCAUAACAGGCUUGGGGCCUUUGAAGAAACUGAGCGACCGAUACUUUAUCAUUGCAGAAGAUGUGACUUUCAUUCAAGCUAUGACCUUUUGCGCGUAUUACGCAAUGGAAGUGCCUUCGAUCACCACUGCCGCAAAAAAUCUCGAAAUAAUGGAGCUCUUUGAAAAUUCUACCGAACCAUACAAUUGGUUCUGGAUUGCUGGAACGUAUCAGAACACUGCUUCGCGCUCAGGAUGGACUUGGCUGACCAGUAAGGAGGAUUUUGCCUAUACUAAUUGGAGAGCUUCAGAGCCGACAAUAUCUGAUGAAGGAGACACUUGCGUUAGAUGGGGACACUUCAGUUCGCCAAGCUUAAGUGAUGGAUUGUGGAGCUCGAGUCCAUGUGCUGGAAAGUUUGCAGACAUUCUAUGCCAAGUUUUAUAAGCAACUGCAGAGGUUAUUGGAUUUAAUCACGCAAAAAAAAGAAACAUGCGUGUUCAAUUUACCUACUAGUUACGCUUUUUCAUCAUUAUUAAAAAUAACUUGAAAA